This is a messenger RNA of Botrytis sinoallii, 1473 nucleotides long. RefSeq lists its product as uncharacterized. Bases 1 to 1473 code for a protein of 490 amino acids. NCBI's taxonomy places the organism in Eukaryota, Fungi, Ascomycota, Leotiomycetes, Helotiales, Sclerotiniaceae. The record is from RefSeq and is a predicted model, not a curated record. The transcript has a single exon.
AUGUGGAUUGAUGCCAUCUGCAUCGAUCAGAACGAUCUAUUUGAAAAAGAUACGCAACUACGCGUCAUGCAUCUAAUUCACACGAAUGCUACUCGUGUACUCGUCUGGCUUGGUGAAGACGACAAAACGGUCGAUCUACAUGCUGCAACCGAGAUUAUCUCUCACUUCAAGAUGAAAAGCGGAGAAUUGCGAAGAAAGGCCAAGUCAAUAGCUCAAAAGGAACCUUCAGCUGAUUUACAAGUGUGGCUGCAGAAGUGGGUCGACGGCGACUGGCAUACUGGGCCGGAGUAUAUCUCUGGCUGGAAAGCAAUGCAGAAUAUACUCGCUCGACCAUAUUUCACGCGAUCCUGCAUAAUCCAAGAAAUGGUGUUAUCUUCUAACCGAAAAAUUCUUGUAGGCCAUCACGAUGUAACAAAUAUUCUCGAUCUUGUUUUCAUCAUUCACAACUUUCCCCAGAUUAAGAAUCGGAUUCCUGCCCAGUAUCUUAAUGAACCGGACGUCAUACCGCGUAUCUACCAGCUAAGCCUGGCCAUGCAGACAUACCGGACUGCCUUGAAGUCAAUGUAUGUUGUUCCUGGCACCAAUCGUGAGUUCAAACUCGCGGGGCAGAGGGGACUCAAUUUAGGAGAGCUUCUCGCUAGGUUCCGAGGCAAAGAGUCCACGUUGCCAAUGGAUCAUGUGUAUAGUGUUUUGGGAAUGACAAUAGACUCCAGCAUCAUGUAUAAAGUUCCUUUUUGGACAUCCUGGACCAAGAAACUACCAGUACAACAGCUUCCACAAAUUGAUCACAAGCAGUCGCUGAGGAAACUGUGUACCGACACUACGCGAUAUAUCCUAAAAGAAGAUGGGGAUUUAGGGGCUCUGAGAAUGAUUAAUACACAUAAGAAGCCCACCAAAGACAAAGAUUGGCCGUCUUGGGUUCCAGAUUUCUCAUCUCAGUUGCCGGGGCCAGGCGAGCCAGAAAGUAUGCAAUGGAAUUUAGAGUCUUCAACAUUUCCUCAAAACAUGAAUAAAUUCUUUGUUGAUAGAGGUAGGUUGGUGGUGUAUGGACAUGUUCUUGGUGAGAUUGAAGGGCUUGUUGGAAUGAUACAAAGAAAUGGAGAGUACUCCAAUAAGACGGGUGACAGACCGAGUGAGUUGAAGAAGGAAAAUUUGAGGUUGAGCCAAUAUAGGGAUGGGUUUGGGUUUUUACCGUUGGCGAUUUCGAGAGAUAGUGAGGGACGGUACGUGUUUGGUGGGACGAGUAUGAGGAAGGGAGAUUUGGUAGUUGUAGUUGGUAAAGGAAGAGACCCAUUGAUUCUGCGAAGACUGAAGCAUGGCGAGGAACUAGGAGGUGAAAGCAGGAAGGAGAGUACUGAGACGCCCGUGUACCAAUUAGUAGCAACAGCGAAUAUACCGGGUAUCGAGAAAAUCCAGAAGAAGCUUGCUUUGGAUGAUAUACAAUGGGAUGUUGAGAAAAUGAUUAUAAAGUAA